AUGCCGAAAAAUCCCGAAGCCUGCCAAACCGAAGCCUGCGACCUCCAGUCGUGCCUUGGCAAGAAUACCUACACUCCCGAGAAAUGCGAGCACCACCUCAAACGCCUUUACCUCUGCUGCCAGAAUAUGCAUAAAGAGGGCGGAGACAAGGCCCAGUCAACGGCCUGUCCACAAUCGAACGUGGUGACGCGGUGGCUGAAGGAUCAUCCGUAG
Molecule: messenger RNA, 213 nt
Organism: Pleurotus ostreatus (oyster mushroom)
Lineage: Eukaryota; Fungi; Basidiomycota; Agaricomycetes; Agaricales; Pleurotaceae
Exons: 2
Coding region: 1-213 (70 amino acids)
Cellular component (GO): mitochondrial intermembrane space
Source: RefSeq, a predicted model, not a curated record